UAUCCCCGCACCUACAUCCCUACGCUCCCUCCCUCGCCCGCCGCCCUGCCGCCGCCGCCCACCCCACAUGCCCUGAUACACGCCCUAAGCGACGCACCACCCACCAUCACCAUCACCACCGCCCAUUAUCGCCGCCCGUCCCCCCAUUCGCACCAGCGUGCAACCACAGGCCGGAUGCCGAUGCGACCGCCUCCGCUCCCAGCCAACACCCGCACCGUCAAAGUAGCCCUGCUUCCCCUCGCGCGGAGCCUCGGAGCGCCCCAGAAGCCGUAGUAGAGCCCGCGUGCAAGCGCUUCCCGACCACUCCACACUUUUUCCGCCCGCCUGGCCUUUGGGCGCUCGUCGCAGCCAACUCGUGUCACUCUAGGAAGCGACCCCGCAGUCGAUUUCACGCCUGACCAUGUCUGGCUUUCGCGCCGUCAACACCACCCUGACUGUCCCGGAGCGGCAGCCAGGCCCCUCUGGUGAGGAGACCACACCCACCACGCCCCGGCCUAGCAAGUUCUUCUCUUCUGACCAUCCGCCAGCAGAAGGGCGUGCCAUCGAAGAAGCCUCUGCGAAGACGCCUACCCGAGACAGCUUUGGCGCAUUUUCCGGCCAGCGUGCCCUCUCCAACGCCUCUCUGGCGCUUUCGCAGGAGAAGAAGCAGCAUCCUCGGCCCGAGGCGCCGCAACACGGCGACUCCACUCAUUCUCACCCCGCGGCAAGCGCGCAAGAUGCGGAAAUGGAUGACGAGGGGCUCGACGCAUCCGACAACGAGAGCGUCAACAGCGACUCGCGGCCGACCAAGAAGAAGAAGGGGCAAAGGUUCUUCUGCACAGACUUUCCUCCUUGUCAGUUGAGUUUCACCAGGAGUGAACACCUGGCCAGGCAUAUCAGGAAACACACAGGAGAGAGGCCAUUCCAAUGUCACUGUAACCGUCGAUUCUCCCGUCUUGACAAUCUUCGUCAGCAUGCCCAGACCGUUCAUGUCAACGAGGAUAUCCCUGGCGACUCCUUGGCUGCAACUGGUACCAGGUUCCAGCGUCAGAUUCGUACAGACCGUGUCAGGCCGCCAAACCGCUCCCGCGCAUCCACCGUCAGCAGCCAGAGUGGCGCCCAUAGCAGAGGACACAGCAGGAAUCUUUCAGCCUCAAGCAUUACUUCGACAAGUUCCAACCUCAGUGACCGGGAUGACGCUCGAAAACGGCCCGCUCCUUUGGCCAUGGCCGGCGAUGGUGCUGCCAGGGCCCGACUAAGCCUCGACACGUAUAACUCUGGCACCCAGUUUCCUGCAUUUGGCAGUCAAUCUCCAAGUGGGUUUAGCACGCCCACAUCGGCCAACUUCUCUCCUGCUACCGGCAGUCCCGGCCCUAGAUAUCCCACAGGGCUAGAUUCUCCCAUCUCAACCGUUCAUAGGUCUCUUACCUGGGGUGGCCAUACCCCUGGUCGCAGGUUGUCUGUGCCUUCUGGUGGUGGUGCAAAUCCAUUUGGUCAAGGACCUCCCGGCGCUGGUGCCUACCCGCCUCCAUACAUAAGCCCAUUGCCGUCAUCCCAAUCCUCUCAGUUUUCAACCAACGGGAGCUUCAUUGCCAGUCCGACUAGUUCGAACUACUCUGCGGAAUCUCGCCGCGAUUCUGUUAGCUCUGAUGCUGAGUGGAGAAGGAGAACAUGGCAUCCUGGGACGUAUUCCGGUUUGGCCCCUAGACCCGCGACGAGUGGAUUAAGUUACUACCAGACUCCCGAUGCUCCUCAGCCGUCCCUGUCCGCCCAGCCUGCUGCGAACCAGCCGCCCACGAGCCAGGUGACGAGGCUGCCGGGAAUUGAAUCCUUCGAUCACGCCCCUCCGCCACCGUCCCUUCCUAGCAGCCAGCGUGGGCCAAGCCCCAUGCAAGUUGAUGGCCCCAAUCGACCGCCAGCAAUGGAACCGUCCACUGUAAAAGUUCGAGAGCACACGCGCAACCCGUCUUUAGACUUAUCACUGCAGAGGGGAAUUCAUAAGUUAGACUUGACCAACUCCACACCGCCGCGGGAGCAAGCAAACUGGAUCAAUUUUGGGCCUGGGGCUGGUCCCGGUCCCACCCAAGUUCAACGGCCGACGACGGCGCCCCAUCCCACCUUUUCCGCUCACCGGACCGCACCGCCUCCACCAAUGCCACAAGGCACUCGCCCUUUGAGCGGCGAAUCAAGUCGAAGUUCUGCCGAACAGCCGGUAACUCCCCGGAAAAAUAAGCGGCAUGGCUGGUACAUGGGACCUCUCUCGCAUCAUGCAUCUCAACAUUCAGCUCAACAUGCCUACAGGACUCAACGCACCUCCCCCGAGGACUCGAGUAGCAGCGAAGGCGUCCCCACGCCUUCGACAUCUUCGCUUGGCGAAUACUAUCCGGUGAUCGUCCAGAGCAACGGAUACGUCGAGGACCGUCCGUCGAGCAUGCAUAUGGAGGACCCGCAAAAGUUUACUUUUCCUCAGCCGCAGCAAGCGGCUAUGCAGCACCAUUCCGCCCAGCAAUUCGGCGCACGAACCGCACAGAUGGGAGGCCAACCCGGGCCUGUCUUUGUCCAAUCCCAACAGGGUCCUGAUGGCGGGAACGACAUGAGACGCCUUGAGGCUCUCGUGGCCGUGGCUACUGGUGAACAACCCACAAUGACUCGACCCUGAACUCCACUCAAUUCUGAACAACACAGCCGAAAACAACCGAUUUUGAUCCAUCUCAACUUCCGCACAUCUUUGCCCGCCUGUCCUAUAUCGCGCGCUC
Messenger RNA from Aplosporella prunicola CBS 121167, 2735 nucleotides. RefSeq lists its product as uncharacterized. Lineage: Eukaryota; Fungi; Ascomycota; Dothideomycetes; Botryosphaeriales; Aplosporellaceae. Gene Ontology annotation, biological process: regulation of transcription by RNA polymerase II. Gene Ontology annotation, molecular function: DNA-binding transcription factor activity, RNA polymerase II-specific; RNA polymerase II cis-regulatory region sequence-specific DNA binding. The transcript has 3 exons. Bases 401 to 2638 code for a protein of 745 amino acids. The record is from RefSeq and is a predicted model, not a curated record.